Molecule: messenger RNA, 663 nt
Organism: Pygoscelis adeliae (Adelie penguin)
Lineage: Eukaryota; Metazoa; Chordata; Aves; Sphenisciformes; Spheniscidae
Gene: FAM222A
Product: family with sequence similarity 222, member A
Exons: 3
Coding region: 19-663 (214 amino acids)
Source: RefSeq, a predicted model, not a curated record
CGCCGGGAGGCCCAGACCAUGCUGGCCUGCCUGCAGAGGACCCAGAACCCCCCAGCCCAGCACCUCGCCUGCCCCAACAAGGCGCUGGAGCCGCGCAAGUGCGAGACGGCGGCAUCCAUGCAUUCCCCGCGCUACCCCAGCCCCGCCGAGCUGGAUGCCUACGCACAGAAGGUGGCCAACAGCCCGCUGACCAUCAAGAUCUUCCCCACCAACAUCAGGGUCCCCCAGCACAAGCACCUUAACCGGACGGUCAAUGGCUACGACACCACGGGGCAGCGCUACAGCCCCUACCCCCUGCACGCCGGCGGCUACCAGGGUCUCCUGGCCAUCGUCAAAGCCUCCGGCAAAAGCGUGGUGAAGAACUCGGAGGGGAAGCGGACUAAGCUGUCGCCCGCCCAGGUCGGCGUCGCUCCCUACCCCGCGUCAAGCACUUUAGCUCAAGGUCCCUCCUGCGCCGGGCAGCUGAGCUACCAUGGCAGCCAGAAGCAGCUGGAGGGUCCCGUGCCCCCCUCCUGCGCCGGGCAGCUGAGCUACCAUGGCAGCCAGAAGCAGCUGGAGGGUCCCGUGCCCCCCAACGUGACGGUGGCGGCCUCCGUGCUGCCACUGGCGGGGAGGAGGCCGGAUAGCUCCCUCUUGGAGGAGGAUUUCACUGUGCAUGGGUAG